AUGUCCGGGCGCCGGCGUCCGCCAGCGGGGUCGCGCACCGAGCUCCCUCCGUUGAAGAUCGUCCGCAAGAUCUUCUUGCUACAGCUCGCAUACUAUGCCUGCGCCACGGUGCUCAUUUUGUUCACGACAGUUGUCUAUGGCGCACCGUUUUCUCUAGACCUGGUAUUUGGCUGGGACUCCCUGCGCGGUGAUACGACCAUUGGAUGGAUGUUGGGGUUGGUGUGGUUGUUGAAUUGCUUUAUUAGCGUCAUGUUCCUACUUGCUUUUGUAUCCCGCUCAAAGCUGGUCCCUGAUUUCGCCCUGACGAUCCACUUCCUCCACCUUAUCACCACUACUUUGUACACCCACUCCCUCCCUUCAAAUCUACUCUGGUGGGGACUUCAAUUCGCUAGUGCAGCCAUGAUGACCUUCCUCGGCAUGUGGGCGUGCCAAAGACGGGAGCUGGAACCUAUCAAGUUUGGUGGACAUGGUGGCAGCACCCAAGCAGGCCCAUCAUCACAAGCGUCUGCCGGCGACGGUCAGCAGGAGUCGAGCUUUGGCCGCGGCCGCGGUCGAGAACGUAGCUUGCAAGAAUAUGAAAUGGAUGAUAUGAAGCACACGGGCGAGCAUGCUGUAUGA
Penicillium egyptiacum is the source of this 618-nucleotide messenger RNA. Lineage: Eukaryota; Fungi; Ascomycota; Eurotiomycetes; Eurotiales; Aspergillaceae. The record is from the annotation of a GenBank genome assembly.